Messenger RNA from Sceloporus undulatus (fence lizard), 3545 nucleotides. It is a transcript of the gene UNC5C, whose product is annotated as unc-5 netrin receptor C. The record is from RefSeq and is a predicted model, not a curated record. Gene Ontology annotation, cellular component: membrane. Lineage: Eukaryota; Metazoa; Chordata; Lepidosauria; Squamata; Phrynosomatidae. The transcript is spliced from 17 exons. Gene Ontology annotation, molecular function: netrin receptor activity; protein binding. Gene Ontology annotation, biological process: netrin-activated signaling pathway. Bases 1 to 2658 code for a protein of 885 amino acids.
AUGCCGAGUACAUCAGGAAUACCAGGGGCCUCUAGGCUUCUCAGGCUCUAUGAGGAAGUGUGGCAGCGGGUCUGGAAGAUCCGAAGGGAAGCUUUCUUGGGAGUUCGUGAAAAAAAGUCAUCAUCUGUGAGAAAGAAAAUCAAAGGAGAACGACUGAUUGUCCGAGAAGUAAGCAUUGAGAUUUCACGCCAGCAAGUUGAAGAACUCUUUGGCCCUGAAGACUACUGGUGUCAGUGUGUUGCCUGGAGCUCAGCUGGCACUACCAAGAGCAGGAAAGCCUAUGUUCGUAUUGCAUACUUACGGAAGACGUUUGAGCAGGAACCACUUGGAAAGGAAGUGUCUUUGGAGCAGGAAGUCUUACUUCAGUGCCGCCCUCCUGAAGGAAUCCCAGUGGCCGAGGUCGAAUGGCUGAAAAAUGAAGAGGUGAUUGAUCCUGUAGAAGACCGGAAUUUUUAUAUUACUAUAGACCACAACUUGAUUAUAAAGCAGGCACGUCUCUCUGAUACAGCGAAUUAUACUUGUGUGGCCAAAAACAUUGUGGCAAAGAGGAAGAGUACAACAGCUGCUGUCAUUGUAUAUGUCAACGGAGGGUGGUCAACUUGGACUGAAUGGUCAGUGUGCAACAGUCGCUGUGGGAAAGGCUCUCAGAAGCGUACAAGAACCUGUACCAACCCUGCUCCACUCAACGGAGGUGCCUUCUGUGAAGGCCAAAAUUUACAGAAAAUAGCAUGUACCACUCUGUGUCCAGUGGAUGGAAAGUGGACAGCUUGGAGUAAAUGGUCUACAUGUGGAACUGAAUGUACCCACUGGCGGAGGAGGGAAUGCACGGCGCCAGCACCUAAGAAUGGUGGAAAGGACUGUGAGGGUCUUGUUCUGCAGUCCAAGAACUGCACAGAUGGGCUUUGUAUGCAGAGUUUCAUUUACCCUAUAUCAACUGAACAGAGAACCCAGAAUGAAUAUGGAUUUUCUUCUGCUCCUGACUCAGAUGAUGUUGCUCUGUACGUUGGAAUUGUGAUAGCUGUGAUCGUGUGCCUGGCUAUUUCAGUGAUUGUUGCACUAUUCAUCUACCGGAAAAACCAUCGGGACUUUGAGUCAGAUAUUAUAGAUUCCUCAGCACUAAACGGUGGAUUUCAACCUGUUAAUAUCAAAGCUGCAAGGCAAGAUCUCUUAGCUGUGCCUCCGGACCUCACCUCUGCUGCAGCCAUGUACCGAGGGCCCGUCUAUGCCUUGCACGAGGUCUCUGAUAAAAUCCCAAUGACCAACUCUCCAAUUCUUGAUCCACUGCCCAACUUGAAGAUCAAGGUGUACAACAAUUCGGGUUCAGUCACACCACAGGAUGAACUGUCUGACUUUUCAUCCAAACUAUCCCCACAGAUCACUCAGUCCUUGCUGGAGAAUGAGGCAUUAAACAUGAAAAACCAGAGUCUUGCACGGCAAACAGAUCCAUCAUGCACUGCUUUUGGCACCUUCAACUCUCUUGGGGGUCAUCUGAUUGUUCCUAAUUCAGGAGUAAGUUUGCUGAUUCCUGCAGGGGCUGUUCCCCAGGGGAGAGUCUAUGAAAUGUAUGUGACAGUUCACCGCAAGGAGAACAUGAGGCCCCCAGUAGAAGACAGUCAAACCCUUUUGACCCCUGUUGUAAGCUGUGGACCUCCAGGAGCAUUGCUGACUCGGCCUGUCAUUCUAACAAUGCACCAUUGUGCAGAACCAAACACAGAAGAUUGGAAAAUCCAACUGAAGAACCAGUCAGCCCAGGGACAAUGGGAGGAUGUUGUCAUGGUCGGAGAAGAAAACUUUACAACCCCAUGCUACAUCCAGUUGGAUCCAGAAGCCUGCCAUAUCCUGACAGAAACUCUCAGCACCUAUGCCUUGGUUGGACAGUCCAUCACCAAAGCAGCUGCAAAGCGUCUAAAAGUGGCCAUCUUUGGACCACUCAUCUGCUCAUCUUUGGAAUACAACAUCCGUGUCUACUGUCUGGAUGACACCCAAGAUGCCCUUAAGGAAGUACUACAGUUGGAGAGGCAAAUGGGUGGACAACUCCUGGAAGAACCAAAGGCUUUACAUUUUAAGGGUAGCACUCACAACCUCCGCUUAUCCAUUCAUGAUAUCACCCAUUCCCUCUGGAAGAGCAAACUGCUGGCUAAAUACCAGGAAAUUCCUUUUUACCAUAUCUGGAGUGGAUGUCAAAGAAAUCUGCAUUGUACUUUCACUCUGGAAAGAUUCAGCUUGAGCACACUGGAGCUGGUGUGCAAGCUUUGCAUACGGCAAGUUGAAGGAGAAGGACAAAUAUUCCAACUCAAUUGCACAGUAUCAGAGGAACCUACUGGCAUUGAAUAUCCACUAAUGGAUCCAGCAAGCACCAUCACCAGCAUCAUAGGACCUUGUGCAUUCAGUAUUCCCCUCCCAAUCCGUCAGAAACUUUGCAGUAGCCUAGAUGCUCCUCAGACAAGAGGUCAUGAUUGGAGGAUGCUGGCACAUAAACUAAAAUUGGACAGAUACCUUAAUUACUUUGCUACAAAAUCAAGUCCCACUGGUGUGAUUUUGGACCUGUGGGAAGCCCAAAAUUUCCCUGAUGGCAAUCUGAGCAUGCUAGCAACAGUCCUUGAAGAGAUGGGAAGACACGAGACAGUCGUUUCAUUGUCGGCAGAAGGAAAGUACUAAGAAGACGAGCUUAGAAUGAGAAAGAAGGAAUGUUAACCAUGUCAGCUGUGACUUACUCAAACCGAACACCCCAGUCCAAUGUGUUUUAAAACAAGAGGCAUUUCAAAGGGGAAAAGACACAAAAUCCUGACUUUUCACAUGCAUAGUCUCCUUGUACAUUAUCACAGGAUUUGAAAGAAAUCAUGCAAAGUUGUUACCUUGAUAAUAUAAUUCAGUCUAACAUCCCUCUCAGCUUGGCUGUACACUGCUUGGUACAGGAUUUUACAGUUUCCUAGGAAACGCUUUUUAUUGCUAUCCAGAUAUAUGGAUAAACUUUCUUAACAAUCCCAGUUUCUAUGAACAUUGUUUACAUCAAAUCCUGGGCAGCGGGAUGGAAAUGUCUGUCCCCAUGGCUCUCUUUUUAUAUAUUUACUUGCUCUCCUUGUUCUUCUUGUUCUUCUUCUUUUGUUAAAAGCCAUUCUAGACCAAGCCGUGGAUAAAGCAGGGUUGUGGCUAUUUUUCAGACAAAUCAUUUCCUAAUACCCAUUGCAGAUCCAUUUCAUGCUUGCAAAUCUGUCCAUCAGAUGUCUUAAAAUAAUCCUUAAAACAAUACUGUUUCUAGAUUGAGUUAUUGAGCCAGAGUUUCAAAAUCUUGCAUCUGGCAAGGAGAUAAUGUGGAUGCUAAGCAGGAAUGCACGUACCUCUCCCUACUUUCCCCAGGGGUGCCUGUGUUCCUUGGUGACUUAAAUUGCAGGGAUGUUUUUUUCAAGCUCAUAUAUCCUGCCUCCAUCAUAAAAGUGUGUGUGUGUGUGUGUGUGUGUGUGUGUGAGAGAGAGAGAGAGAGAGAGAGAGGAAUGCAAUUUGGCAUAGUUUGAGCAGGGUAAGAACCCUACCAAAAUCUUUUUUUU